CGAGAUCUGAGUCCCUGCCUUCCCGCGUCGAUGGGCGAUGCCGCGCGACCGACUACCUUACCGUGCAGUCCUCCCGCCGCCCAUCAUCAUGGGUCCCAUCAUACGCCUCUGCAUCAGACCCAUUGCGGCACUAACAACAACUGUUACGACAGGUCGACCACCCCUUACGACUCCAGGGACUACGACUCUCCCGAAGGGAGUGGACAGGAAUACAGGAACAACAGCGGCAACUUCGACAACGCCAGUGACCUGAACAUGCAGUCGCAGACGGCGCAUCAUCAUCACCAUCACCAUCAUCACCACCAUCAUCAUCCCCAUCUGCACUCGCAGGAACAGCAGACGACGGAUCUGCACCCCGUUCCGAAAUUGGAACCGCCGCCCACGCCACCCGCACAAUCCGAGGAUGUUCCCGGGGUGGUUUGCGCGGGAUGCGGCCUACGAAUAUCAGACAGAUUUUAUCUCCAGGCCGUCGACAGGAGAUGGCACGCCGCGUGCCUCCAGUGCUCACACUGUCGCCAGGGCCUCGACGGCGAGGUCACCUGCUUCAGCAGGGACGGGAACAUCUACUGCAAGAAGGACUACUAUCGGAUGUUCGGCAGCAUGAAGCGGUGCGCGCGCUGUCAAGCGGCGAUCCUGGCGUCCGAGCUGGUGAUGCGCGCCCGUGAUCUUGUCUUUCACGUGCGCUGCUUCUCGUGCGCGGCGUGCGCGGUGCCCUUGACGAAGGGCGACCACUUCGGCAUGCGAGACGGCGCCGUGCUCUGUCGGCUGCACUACGAGAUGGGCGCCGAGUUGCAUCCGGCGCAGAGCCCGCCGGUCCCGGUCUACCCCCCUGGACCGCACUACCCCGGUCAGCCCUUUCCCUCGCCCGAGUUCCUUCAUCACCAUCAUCAUCACGCGCCACCGCACCCUCAUCACUCGAUGCAGCACCCGCACAGUCACGUCAGUCCGGUGCCCUUGCAGCCCUCCACGCCUUCCAUACCUGACGCGUCCUCGCCCCCCAAGGUACCCUACUUCAAUGGAGCCGCCGCGGUGGUGCCACCACCCAGACAGAAGGGUAGACCGAGGAAGAGGAAGCCCAAAGACCUCGAAACCAUGACUGCGAGUCUUGACCUAAACGCAGACUACAUAGACAUGCCCUUUGGCAGAGGUGGCCCCGGCACACCCGGUAUGCCCGGUUCCAACAGCAGAACGAAGCGGAUGAGGACGAGUUUUAAGCAUCAUCAGUUGAGAACGAUGAAGAGCUAUUUCGCGAUCAAUCACAAUCCCGACGCGAAGGACCUCAAGCAGCUUUCCCAGAAAACUGGCUUGCCAAAAAGGGUGUUGCAGGUCUGGUUCCAAAAUGCGCGAGCAAAAUGGCGACGCAUGGUGCUAAAGCAGGACGGAAAAUCCGACAAGUGCGACAGCGGGGUGGAGGGUGGUAAUCUCGGCGACCUUGAGCUCUACGGGAACAGCACCGGAAGUGGCGGGCCGCCGAUGAGCCCGCCCUUCAUGCUCGGUGGUCCACACAGUCCCGCGUCCCUGGCGUCUCUGGAUUGCGCGUGAUCUUUGAGGUCCAGGUUCGUUCUUUCUGACUAGCCCUCGAGUCGUGAUAGACGUCGUCGUGUACCCGGGGACGUUCAUUCUUCCGGACGGUUUUUUCAUGUGAGAGAAAUCGCUCGCGACUGCGUAAAAAACACGAGUGAGCAACUAAUGGAUGUGUAAAAAAAAAAAAAAAAAAAAAAAAGACGUUUCCGCGAUGUCGAACGGAAACGAACGGAUUAUAGAAAAGACCGAUCAAGCGAAACUCUCGAAGAAUGCAUUUUUUUGUUUUGUCGAAAAAAAAAACGCUAGCUUCUCUCAGUCGAAUCUGAGAUUUCUCUUAAACGGCGAGAGAGAGAGAGAGAGCGACGAGAAUCUCAAAAAAUGUUUCAUGUUUGUCAUCUUUCCGUGUUAGAAAAAAAAAAAAAAUGUCUUUUCGACAAACUCGCUUUGAGUUGAAUGGCUAAUCAAGAUUAAUGUAAAAUCGACGCGAACACGCGUUUGGAUCCGUUUAAUCGAUAGGAUCGUUGUAUUUAUUAUAGCUCGAAUUUUGCGACGUUACGUCGCGGAACAAUAAAGUCGUUCGUUGAAACAAUUGUAAUUAGUUACGAGAUCUAUUUAUUCGUCUAAGUCUAAUGAAAGAAUCGCGAACAUUACCAGUGCUGUGUGAAAAUUCAGCGUUUCUGGAUUUUUUUUUUUUUUUUUUUUUAUCGAGGAGUUGUCAAUUUUACGGACGUUCAAAGAGAACGUUUGACACUUAGUAUUUGAGGUUUUACUUUACGUUCGAGAAAUGUGUUGAUCGCAUAAAACGAGAGAAAUGCUAACUCUGUAAGAGUAUAUUCGACAACGUAAAUUUUCUUCGCGACAUAAUGUGUAUUUACUCUUUUUUAUUAAAUAUAAAAAAUUUCGAAUUCCGCAGAAUUCGCUAACUCGAGAGAUCAAUCGGCAAAUAAAAACAAUAAAAUCUACAUCGCUUUAAAUUUGUGCUGCGUUUAUUAUUAUUAUUAUUAUUUUUUUUUUGUUUUUAACAAACACCAGAUUUUUACGCUUGUUAAAAAUAUAAAAAAAGCGGAACGUGACGACACACGCGAGGAUUAAUCGACGCUCCGUCGGACGCGCGAUUGAAACGCUGAAUUUUGAUGAGAAUGAUAUUAAUUAUUUAUAAAACGAGAGAGUUGCGAGGAAUAGAGUCGCGUUACUUUAAUUGUAUAUUAUUGCUCAAAAUCUCAGAUUACGCGCAAACAAACCUAAAAUUUAAAACACAUACACACAUACACACACACACACACAUAUACACACGAUUGUAUUGUAAAUAAAGAACGUUCCUGAUCGCGCGUACUUUUCUUAAGGCACCGUUAUAGGUUGGUAGGGUCCUAUUAAUUGCAUUCGGUAGCGGUCGCGCUUCUCUAGAUGAGAGGUAAUAAUAGUAAUGACGCGCUCGCGGCGCGCAAUACGCAGGACUAUUGUUAAUUAUUGCUCCUACUAUUAGCCCUCCUUGUAACGAUGCGAAAGAAUUGUCCAACCUUUGCAAGAUCAUUU
Pseudomyrmex gracilis is the source of this 3057-nucleotide messenger RNA. Its product is annotated as LIM/homeobox protein Lhx9-like. Gene Ontology annotation, biological process: neuron differentiation; regulation of transcription by RNA polymerase II. Gene Ontology annotation, cellular component: nucleus. Lineage: Eukaryota; Metazoa; Arthropoda; Insecta; Hymenoptera; Formicidae. The coding region runs from base 31 to 1542 and encodes 503 amino acids. The transcript is spliced from 5 exons. Gene Ontology annotation, molecular function: DNA-binding transcription factor activity, RNA polymerase II-specific; RNA polymerase II transcription regulatory region sequence-specific DNA binding. The record is from RefSeq and is a predicted model, not a curated record.